Microtus oregoni (creeping vole) is the source of this 2447-nucleotide messenger RNA. Its product is annotated as myeloid cell nuclear differentiation antigen-like protein. Gene Ontology annotation, molecular function: double-stranded DNA binding. The coding region runs from base 363 to 2036 and encodes 557 amino acids. NCBI's taxonomy places the organism in Eukaryota, Metazoa, Chordata, Mammalia, Rodentia, Cricetidae. The transcript is spliced from 9 exons. The record is from RefSeq and is a predicted model, not a curated record. Gene Ontology annotation, biological process: activation of innate immune response; cellular response to interferon-beta.
GAAAUCGAAAGCUAUGAACACUGCUGGGAGGAGUCCUAUUUCAUCACAACUCUCCCCAGAGAAACAGCAUGAGGUCAGACAUCUAGCACUGCUCAAAUAAGGAACUCACUUUAUAACCAGUUUCCUGGUCUUCCUUGUUAUUUUGUAGAUACUACAUUUUCUCAGCGUUUAAUGAGAUUCCAACACCCUGCUGUGUACGUUUUGAGAGAUUUAUCUUCCUACACAAAAUAGACAAGCCCUAUUUCCUGCCUUGUUGAGGAUCUACAAUCUGGACAUUACUGAGAAACUUCCGGGAGAUAAACUAGGAUCUGAACACUGCUGAAAAAGAUUUCCAAGAAGGAUUGUCCAUAAUAUUAUAGAUAAUGAGUGACUACAAGAAAAUUGUUCUUCUAAAAGGAUUAGAGCGUAUGGAAGACUACCACUUUAGGACAAUUAAGUCCUUACUAAGAAAAGAACUACACCUGUCUGAAAAUAUGCAAAAUGAUUAUGACAGAAUUCAGAUUGCUGACAAGAUGGAGGUGACAUUCCCAAAAGAUGCUGGACUCAACAAACUGAUAGGAAUUUGUCAAGAAAUUAAUGAUCUUAGAGAUCUUGUUGAAAAUCUUAAAAAAGAGAAGGCAAAAGUUAAAAAGCCAAAUAAAGAAAAAGUAAAAACUGCAGUGAAAAAAAGGAAGCAAGAGGAACCCAGCAGUUCACAAUCUCUUUCCACUGAUAAUGAACCAAGCAAGAAUAAGCCCUCUUCAAAGAAAAAGAGUAAAAUACCCACAGAAACUGAAGGUGGCAAGAAAAGGAAGCUUAUCCAGGAGCAGACUCAACUUCCAGAAGCUCCAGAAAGCAGCAUACUAAAAGAUGAACAUUGUCUCCAGACUCCUCAUAAGCCUCCACCAAUACCACCCAGCAGUUCCUCCAACAAGAAACAGAAAAGGAUAAAUAUCAAAACCCAGAGGACUUUUAAAACAGAGAAUUCCCAGGAAGAACAGCAGCUUCCAGAAUUAUCAGAAACCAGCAACUCCUCAGCUGCCAGUGAACUCCAAAAUUGUCGGGGACUCUUGACAACAGCUUCUAGCAGCCUUCAGACUCCCCAGACAUCUCCAUGCCUCGCUUUUAAAAAGGCUCAGGGCUCUCCAGCACUACCCUGCCAGAAUUUUCUAGCAUCUCCAGUAUCAGACUCUAACACCCAUCUGAUCUCUCAUUUGCCUCUAACCCUGUCCAGUAGUGUCCAGGGUCCUCAGGUACCUUUAGUAACAACAUCUGAAAGUCCCCUGGUUCCGUAUAAGUCUCCAUCAUCAGCAUUCAAAAGUCUCCUUGCUCCAAGGGGGUCUCCAGCAACAGCAAUCAGUGCUCUCCAUGACCCUCUGGGGUCUCCAGCAACUACAAGCAGCAGUUCAUGCAAGACACCAAGGAGAAGAAACAUACCCAAGGAACCAUCUAAGGAAGAAGGUUACCAUCGAGAACCCAAAGAAGUGAUGGUUUUGAAAAUAACAGAACCAUUUACUUAUGAUUUGAUUGAUGACAAAAGGAUGUUCCAUGCCACAGUGGCAACUGAGAAUGAAUUCUUCAGAGUGAAGAUUUUUGAACCAGUGCUAAGGAAUAAGUUCAUUCCAAAUAAGAUUAUUGCCAUAUCAAAUUAUAUUGGCUUAAAUGGCUUUCUGGAAAUACACGAAGCUUCCUGUGUGUCUGAUGCAGACAAGAACAGAACAAUGAGUAUCUCAAAAACACUGAGGCAAAGAGCUAAUGCGACUCCUAAAAUUAGGGAUCUUUUCUCACAGGCACAGGGGACAUAUGUGAAUGGAGAGUUUGUGGUCUAUAAGAAAACUGAGAGGAAUCCCUUCAUUUACUAUGGAAUUGAAGAUGAUACAGGGACAAUGGAAGUGGUGGUCUUUGGAAGACUGACCAAUAUAAAGUGUGAGCCAGGCCAAAAACUUCGACUCGUCUGUUUUGAAUUGUCCUCAAGCAAAGAUAAUUGGCAGCUGAAGUCUGUAAGACACAGUUACAUGCAGGUCGUCGAUGUCAGAAAGAAAGUCACUCAAGCCUGAUGCAGAUAAGAAAACCUGGAUGCCAAGAUACUGUUUAUGGAGAUAAGAUCCAAGUCCAGAAAACACAUGUAUUCAUGAACUGUUGCAUACAUUUCAUAUCUAUGAAAGCCAUCUCCUUUUUUAUGGUUUUCCAACACAGGAUUUCUCUGUUUUGUCCUUGCUGUCCUGGAAAUCACUUUGUAGACCAGGCUGGCCUUGAUCUCAAGGUCUACCUGCCUCAGCCUCCUGAGUUCCAGGAUUAAAGGCAUGGACCACCACCACCAGACCUGCUCUUAAUUCUAGGAAAUGAUGAUUUCUUUUAUUGUUCAUACACCUUUAAUGAUUUAAGUUCUGUUUUCUAUCAAUAACUUUAUACAUGUUAAUCUAUAAGUUUUACAUAUAAAACUUAAAAAUAAAACCACAUUUUGAUAA